Molecule: messenger RNA, 240 nt
Organism: Cuscuta campestris
Lineage: Eukaryota; Viridiplantae; Streptophyta; Magnoliopsida; Solanales; Convolvulaceae
Source: the annotation of a GenBank genome assembly
GAAGCAUACAGAGCAGUAAUGACCUAUCUAUAUAGUGACCCCUGGUAUGUUGAAGUAAAUAUGAAUUCUGCUGCUCUUGUAUGGCCAUUAUUUAACAGCCUGCAGGCGUUCUGGCCAGGCCUUCAGGUUUUAGCUGGGGACAUUGAGCCUGCCAUUCGAACACAUGCUGCCUUCUUUAGUGUCUGGAAAAAAUAUGGUUUUACACCUGAGGGUUUCAACCUUGCCACGCUCAAUGUUCAA